Molecule: messenger RNA, 1104 nt
Organism: Zea mays
Lineage: Eukaryota; Viridiplantae; Streptophyta; Magnoliopsida; Poales; Poaceae
Product: putative geranylgeranyl pyrophosphate synthase 1
Exons: 2
Coding region: 1-1104 (367 amino acids)
Biological process (GO): isoprenoid biosynthetic process
Molecular function (GO): geranylgeranyl diphosphate synthase activity
Source: RefSeq, marked provisional
AUGGCCAUGUCGUUCCACUUCCACCCGCUGGCCGCCUCGCGCGUCCACUUCUCCCCACUCCCGUUCGCCGCCGCCGCGGGGGCGCCCUCCCCCUCCUCCUCCGUCGCCAUCGCGGCGCACCACCAGCACGGUCGCCGCCGCUUCUCCGCCAUCGUGGCCACGGCGGCCGCCGCGUCGGCGGCGACCACGGAGUUCGACUUCAAGGCGUACAUGGGGGAGCGCGCGGUCGCGGUGAACCGGGCCCUGGACGCGGCCGUCCCCGCCGGGGAGCCCCCCGCGGCGCUGCACGACGCGAUGCGUUACGCGCUGCUGGCGGGCGGGAAGCGCGUGCGCCCCGCGCUGUGCCUGGCCGCGUGCGCCGUGGUGGGCGGGCCGGAGCCCUGGGCCAUGCCGGCCGCGGCGGCCGUCGAGAUGGUGCACACCAUGUCGCUCGUCCACGACGACCUCCCCUGCAUGGACGACGACGACCUCCGCCGCGGCAAGCCCACCUGCCACGUCGUCUACGGCGAGCCCAUCGCCGUCCUCGCCGGGGACGCGCUGCUCUCGCUCUCCUUCCACCACAUGGCCAGCGUCGGGUCCUACCCUCCGGACGUGGACCCGGAGAAGCACCCCGCCCGCGUCGUCCGAGCCAUUGGGGAGCUCGCGCGCUGCAUCGGAUCCGAGGGACUCGUCGCCGGCCAGGUUGUCGAUCUCGAGAUGACGGGCACAUCAGAGACGGUGCCCCUCGAACGCCUCGAGUACAUCCACCUCCACAAGACCGCCGCAUUGCUCGAGGCCUCGGUGGUGAUUGGGGCGAUCAUCGGAGGCGGCACGGACGAGCAGAUCGAGAGGCUGCGGAAGUACGCGAGGUCGAUCGGGCUGCUGUUCCAGGUGGUCGACGACAUACUCGAUGUCACCAAGUCGUCAGAGGAGCUCGGCAAGACGGCGGGGAAGGACCUGGCAAGCGACAAAACGACGUACCCGAAGCUGCUGGGGCUAGAAAAGUCGCGGGAGUUCGCGGAGGAGUUGCUCUCUGAUGCCGUAGAGCAGCUUGCUUGCUUCGACAAGGAGAAGGCAGCGCCUCUGUUGCAUCUGGCCAACUAUAUCGCCCAUAGGCAGAACUGA